Eremothecium cymbalariae DBVPG#7215 is the source of this 2619-nucleotide messenger RNA. RefSeq names its product leucine--tRNA ligase NAM2 (gene NAM2). Bases 1 to 2619 code for a protein of 872 amino acids. Gene Ontology annotation, cellular component: mitochondrion. Gene Ontology annotation, molecular function: ATP binding; aminoacyl-tRNA deacylase activity; leucine-tRNA ligase activity. NCBI's taxonomy places the organism in Eukaryota, Fungi, Ascomycota, Saccharomycetes, Saccharomycetales, Saccharomycetaceae. Gene Ontology annotation, biological process: leucyl-tRNA aminoacylation; mitochondrial translation. The transcript has a single exon. The record is from RefSeq and is a predicted model, not a curated record.
AUGAGGCUUAGAUACCUUAUGUUCUCAAGGCGGUACGCAUCUACUGUUUUAGAGACUAAUCUUUCCAAGUUAGGUACUAAAUGGAGAUCAAAAACUCUUCGAGGUGUGCCCGUUGCUUGCAGAGAUGACUCUAACCAGAGUAUUUAUAUUCUUUCCAUGUUUCCAUAUCCCUCAGGGAUGUUGCACAUUGGUCAUUUGAGGGUUUAUACCAUUAGUGAUGCAUUGAAUCGGUUUUAUCAGUUGCAAGGUUGUCGUGUGCUCCAUCCUAUGGGGUGGGAUGCGUUUGGGUUGCCUGCGGAGAAUGCAGCUAUUGAGAGAGGUAUGGAUCCUGCAGUUUGGACGAAGCAUAAUAUUUAUAAAAUGAAGGAACAGAUGAACCAAAUGCUUGCGAAUUUUGAUUGGGAUCGUGAGAUCACGACGAGUAACCCUGAUUACUAUAAGUUCACGCAGAAGAUAUUUUUGGAAUUGUAUAAGCACGGCUUAGCGUAUAGGAAGAAGGAGGAAAUUAAUUGGGAUCCUGUAGAUCAGACAGUUUUGGCCAAUGAGCAAGUUGAUGCUGAAGGAAGGUCUUGGAGAUCUGGAGCCAAGGUUGAGAAAAAGCUGCUCAAUCAGUGGUUUUUGGGGAUUACAAGAUUUGCUGAGAGUCUACAAUAUGACUUAGAUGCUCUAAGAGGCUGGCCUGAAAAUGUCAAAACGAUGCAGAAGAAUUGGAUAAACGUGUCGCAUGGGACAGAGGUGAUAUUUCCCUCUACUAUUAAUGAGGAUAUAACUGUGUUUACAACCCGUGCGGACACGUUAUUUAGUGUUCAAUAUAUUGCUUUAGCGAUAAAUCACCCGGUAGUUAGGAAGCUGGCGGAAUCUGACGAAAGACUACGUGAGUUCAUUUCCUAUGCUGAUAGUCUGCCAAGAGGCAACAAGGCUGGAUACUUACUAAAGAAUCUUUCAGUAGCAAGUCCGGUUUUAGAUGUGAAGCAAUUCGAUAUUCCUGUCUUUGUUGCUCCUUAUGUGCUGGGUAGUUACGGUUAUGGUGCUGUUAUGGGAUGUCCUGCCCAUGACGAGCGUGAUUUUGCGUUUUGGCAGUCUAAUAUGCCUGGUAGUCCGGUUAAAUAUACUAUUCAACCAACAACUACGGAAAUAACACUUCCUUAUACUGAAGAUAAUGGGACCUUGAAUUCCUCGUCUGGACGGUUUGUCGGAUUGUCCACUGAGCAGGCUAGACAUCAGAUAAUUAGCCAUUUGGAGGAACGGAAACUCGGUAUGAAGACAACUAGUUAUAGACUAAAAGAUUGGUUAAUAUCAAGACAACGUUAUUGGGGAGCACCUAUUCCUAUUGUUCACUGUGAUUCCUGUGGUGAAGUUCCCGUUUCGGAGGAUAAUUUACCUGUUAUGUUGCCCACUGUGGAAAGGAUAGCUUCUAAAGGUAAUUCUCUUUCUUCAAUGCAAGACUUUGUUAAUACUACCUGUCCUUCCUGCGGGUCUCCUGCAAAACGUGAAACAGAUACCAUGGAUACAUUUAUGGAUAGUUCUUGGUAUUUUUUUAGAUACCUUGAUCCACACAACUCCAAGGCUCCCUUUAGCUAUGAAAAGGCUUCGAAGCAUAUGCCCGUCGAUAUGUAUAUAGGCGGUGUUGAACAUUCAAUUUUGCACUUGUUGUAUUCCAGGUUUAUUUCUAAAUUUAUGACAUCCAUUGGCAUGUGGGAUGGAUCAAAAGUCCUUGGAGAACCAAUUAAAAAAUUGGUGACACAGGGUAUGGUUCAUGGAAAGACUUACGUUAACCCUCAGAACGGCCGGUUUUUAAAAACAGAAGAUCUAGAUUUGACCCAAAUGGAUAAGCCAAUCAUCAGAAAAACUGGGGAGGUACCUAGUAUCUCUUUUGAAAAAAUGUCCAAGUCUAAAUAUAACGGUGCAGACCCAGCCAGCUGUAUUUCUAAGUGGGGGCCUGACGCAACACGGGCACAUAUCCUAUUCCAAGCGCCCAUUAGUGAUGUAUUGCGUUGGGACGAGUCUAAAAUUGUCGGUAUUGAACGUUGGUUGAAUCGAGUCAUUAAACUAUCUCAUUCUUUGGCUACUACCGAUAUCACACCCAUAAAAUCAGUAAAUGUAGAGACAAUGAAUGAUUCUGAAGUUAAAUUUCAUAAAGAAGUCCAGGUACUUUUAAGAAGCAUUACAAAAGCGUUUAAGGAAACAUUGUCGUUGAAUACCGUCAUAUCAGAUUAUAUGAAGUUAACUAAUGUAAUGGAGCAUGCUUUUAAGGACAACAAAAUAGGCAAUGAAUUUGUCCUAUCUAGUUUCCAAAAAUUUGUCACUGUAAUUUACCCUGUGGUCCCAUCUAUAUCGGAAGAGGCUGGUGAAAUCCUCAAAUCAAAGGAAACAUACACAUGGUCCCAAUAUAGAUGGCCAACUAUUGAAGAUAUUAAAGAAUCCUCUAAUGUUAGCUACCAAGUAGUGAUUAAUGGUAAGAAGAGAUGUGUAUAUUAUUCAACAAAGGAUUUUAUUAACGAUAAGGAAAGUGUUAUAAGAACUCUACAAAGUUUACCCGAAUGCCAAAAGUUCUGGGAUGGAAAGAAAUUGAAGAAUGUUAUUAUAAAAAAGAACAUCAUCAGCUUUGUAUUAACUUAA